AAAGUUAAAGUUAUAUGACACCAAUCAUCAGACUCCCAUUCAGAUUCAGCACUUGGGAGUGAGACUUUUUAGUAAAGAAACUGAACAGAAAGACAUUAGACUUUUUAAAAGUCUUACCAAAUUUGAUUCUGGAACACCUGGUCUAUUUCUGUAAAAGAUGAUGGAUUCCUGAGCCAAAUGCUCUUUUCAUGAAGGGUUUGAAAACUUUCCAUAGAAAUAAUGCAAUCAACCUAUUAGUUUGAGACUAUAUUUAUUGAUUAGAUUUUUUGAAAAAAAUACUGAUGGGCCUGCUUCUCAGAAAUGACAAAGAUGGGCUUCAUUCUCGGUUUUUGUAAUGUGUGUUCUGUUUGCCGAUGAGAAAUACCAUAAUGCUAAUUUAUUUUCUAUUUUUCUAGUUCCAUUUCCAUGUGGAAAAGUUUCUGUACUGCACACUUCUCAGACAUUCACCUGGGCUGAGACUAUUUUUUCCAAUAUGGACUAUGAAAAUUUUACUGAUGCUGAAACAGAUUUUGAUAACAUCACUCAAAGCAUCCAACCAUCUGAUGACUUCAAGAGGGUUGCUGGUGGAGAAAACGCCAAACCAGGUCAAUUCCCUUGGCAGGUCCUUUUGAAUGGUAAAAUUGAUGCAUUCUGUGGAGGUAGCAUCAUUAAUGAAAAAUGGGUUGUAACUGCAGCGCACUGUAUUGAACCUGGUGUCAAAAUUACAGUUGUUGCAGGUGAACAUAACACGGAGGAGACAGAACAAACAGAGCAAAAGCAAAACAUCAUUCAAGCUAUUCCUCACCCCAGUUACAAUGCAAGUGUUAACAGAUACAACAACGACAUCACCCUUCUGGAACUAGACGAACCAUUAACGUUGAACAGCUAUGUGAUGCCUAUUUGCAUUGCCAACAGGGAAUACACGAACAUCUUUCUCAAAUUUGGAUCUGGAUAUGUGAGUGGCCGGGGGAAAGUCUUCAACAGAGGGAGAUCGGCCUCAGUUCUUCAGUACCUCAAAGUUCCACUUGUUGACAGAGCCACAUGCCUUCGGUCCACAAAGUUCAUCAUCUAUAAUAACAUGUUCUGUGCUGGCUACCAUGAGGGAGGUAAAGAUUCAUGUCAAGGAGAUAGUGGGGGACCCCAUGUUACUGAAGUGGAAGGGACUAACUUCUUAACUGGGAUUAUUAGCUGGGGUGAAGAGUGUGCAAUGAAAGGCAAAUAUGGAAUAUAUACCAAGGUAUCCAGGUAUGUCAACUGGAUUAAGGAAAAAACAAAGCUUACUUAAAAUUUAUUUGCAAGGUUGACUUGUUUUGGGGAGAUUGAAAAUGGACCAGGAUCCUUACUAACUAAUCACCUUUCUAUCUCUUGUUAGAUUUGAAUAGUUACCUUCUAAGACUACUGCUUUUUCUCUGUACAAGGAAUUCUGUCUAGAAUUUGUAUUUCACUAGAGUAAAUAGAUUAGACAAUGCAAUCACUAGAGAAAAAGACUGUGGUGGGAAAUUAUGACCAUUCCUACAGGUCCAACCCUUGACAAAAUUGUGACAUUACGUUCCCCAUCCUGCCCUUGAGUCUUCCUCCUUAACAGCAUUCAGUGUUCCAGAUCAUUCUUGCCUCUCCCAUCAAAACAGCAACAUUUAUUAGGUUUGCAUCCAGGAUUCUUGGUCUAGUCAAUCACAAGACCAGCAUCACAAACAAGGGAAGAAAUGUAGGUAUCCUAGGAGGAACCCCAUUCCCUGCACACAGCAGGUACUGAUCAGUUAAAACUCGUAAGAAACGCCACUUCUUUAUCUUUACCCCUAUUUCUGAAUCCUUUAUCUUUUUCAACUCCCAAUCCCCAAAUCAUUUUUUCUCUUUCUCUCUCCCUGUUUCCCUCCACAGGCAUUAAAAGGAGGGGAGGGGAGAAUCACACUGUUUUACUCCUGUACACAGUUAUACAUGCCCAUUGAACACAGUCUUGCUUUUGGUUUGGUCUCAGACUUGCUUUUCAGAACACAAGGAUGAAGGAAAGGGGCCUCAAGGACUUGGAGGAAAAUUUUCUCUCAGAAAGUUCAGUUUUCAAAACAUGCAUAAUGCAAGCAAUGAACCAUCCGGACAAGUUCCCUGAGAGCUUGUAAUUAAUUGUAUGGUUAAUGGAGCGCUGACUCAAGAUGGUUCCACAAAGGCAAGACAGGCAGGCAGUUGUAACUAAGACAGCUGACAUCUACCCAGGUGUAUUGUCCUCUGUCUGAAAAAAUUAUGCUAAUAGAAAGAGAACAAGUCAGUCUGAAGCCUAGAACAAGUAGAGUCUUCAAGGAAGAAUUCAUCCGUGUGUAUCCAGCAUUGCCCAGGGCCAGAGAGGACAUGCCCAGACCAGAGAACAUGAUCAUAAUGUCUCCUUGACAAAUGUAAUUCUACAGUGGAGGCGGGUGCACCGGGUUCAAUAUUGUGAGCCAUUAUGAUCAGCCAACUAACUUCCCCUUUUCUGGUUUCUGGUUUCAGCCAACUUUUUGAUUAUACAUUGGCCUUCUAAAUUGAAAUUUCUAGAGGGAGAGAAUCUGCUGAUCAAUCAACAUAUGCACUUCAAUCCAUUAGGUGGUAAUAUUUCCCUUUAUGGAUUAAUAAGCUGUUGCUCUGGUUCCAUAUCUCAGUCUUUUGUGAAUUUGGUUGCUGUGAAUCAUCAGUCAUCUUGCAUUUGAUUACACAUAAGACCACUGAUAAAAUCAUGUUUUGGGCCACUUUGACCCCACCAAGUUGCUGCUUUCCCCUGCCUCCACCCCACCUCCAACCAAGCUUCACUCUUGCUGAUUUCUUCUAGUUAAUACCUUUGCUCUUUAGCCUUUAAAAACGUAAGUAAUCAAUAAAUAUACUUUAAAUUUUCUCAAAAA
Choloepus didactylus (southern two-toed sloth) is the source of this 2843-nucleotide messenger RNA. Its product is annotated as coagulation factor IX-like. Bases 335 to 1264 code for a protein of 309 amino acids. Gene Ontology annotation, molecular function: serine-type endopeptidase activity. Gene Ontology annotation, biological process: blood coagulation; zymogen activation. The transcript is spliced from 3 exons. The record is from RefSeq and is a predicted model, not a curated record. NCBI's taxonomy places the organism in Eukaryota, Metazoa, Chordata, Mammalia, Pilosa, Megalonychidae.